AUGAGAAAAGCUCUAUGUUUAUCAGCCAUAGCCGAAAACUCGACUACUCUGCUCAAUAUCAACCGCCGACUAACCGGUCUUACUCGCUCCGGCGAGAACAGAAACGCUCUCAAGCUCUUCGCCGAUGUUCAUCGUUGUACAACUCUGAGACCAGACCAAUACACCGUCUCUUUAGCUGUUACUGCCGCUGGGCACCUCCGUGAUACCAUCUUCGGUGGUCAAGUACAUUGCUAUGCGAUUCGCUCUGGUAUAUUGUGUCACUCUCACGUCUCCAAUACGCUUCUCUCGCUCUAUGCGAGAUCAGGGAACUUAGUUUCGUUGAAGAAAAGCUUUGGAGAGAUAGAGGAACCUGAUGUUUAUUCAUGGACGACGCUUCUAAGCGCAAGUUUUAAGCUUGGGGAUAUCGAGUAUGCCUUUGAGGUGUUUGAUAAAAUGCCUGAGAGAGAUGAUGUUGCGGUAUGGAAUGCUAUGAUCACUGGUUGCAAAGAAUGUGGCUAUCAUGGAACGAGUAUCGAGUUGUUUCGAGAAAUGCAUAAGCUUGGUGUUCGACAUGACAAGUUUGGAUUCGCUACAGUUUUGAGUAUGUGUUACUAUGGUUCUUUGGAUUUCGGUAAGCAGGUGCAUUCGCUGGUUAUUAAAGCUGGAUUUUUGUCUGCAUCAUCUGUUGUGAAUGCUCUAAUUACAAUGUAUUUCAAUUGCCAAGUCGUUGUUGACGCUAGUCUGGUGUUUGAAGAAGUUGAUAUUGCUGUGCGUGAUCAGGUCACUUUUAAUGUCGUCAUUGAUGGCUUGGCUGGUUUCAAAAGAGAAGAAUCUUUGCUGGUGUUUAGACAAAUGCUAGAAGCUGGUCUUAGACCAACUGAUCUGACCUUUGUUAGCGUUAUGAGUUCAUGUUCAUGUGCGGCUAUGGGCGAUCAAGUACAUGGCCUAGCCAUCAAGACAGGGUAUGAAGAGUAUACUCUAGUUUGCAAUUCCACAAUGUCAAUGUAUUCAUCUUUUGGGGAUUUUGGUGCGGCUUGUAAGGUUUUUGAGUCAUUGGAAGAGAAAGAUUUGGUUACUUGGAAUACAAUGAUCUCGGGUUAUAACCAAGCGAAAUUGGGGGAGUCUGCGAUGUCGGUAUACAAGCAAAUGCAUAGAAUAGGAGUUAAACCGGACGAGUUUACUUUCGGAAGUCUUUUAGGAAGCUCUCUGGAUUUGGAUACCCUCGAGAUGGUUCAAGUGUGUGUAAUCAAAUUAGGGCUUAGUUCAAAGGUGGAAAUUUCCAACGCUUUGAUAUCUGCCUACUCUAAGCACGGAGAGAUAGCAAAAGCAGACCUAAUAUUUGAAACAUCUCUGAAGAAGAAUCUAAUCUCCUGGAAUGCGAUAAUCUCAGGGUUUUACCAUAACGGGUUUCCCUUUGAAGGUUUGGAAAAAUUCUCUAGCUUGCUAGAAUCAGAGGUCCUAGUCUUACCUGAUGCUUAUACCCUUAGCACGCUUUUGAGCAUUUGCGUAAACAUUUUGUCGUUGAUGCUUGGAAAGCAGACUCACGCUUAUGUCCUCAGACACGGGCUAUUCAAGGAGACAUUGAUACGUAAUGCUCUUGUAAACAUGUACUCCCAAUGCGGGACUAUACAAAAAUCUCUUGAAGUAUUUAAUCAGAUGUCUGAAAAGGACGUUGUGUCAUGGAAUUCUCUGAUCUCCGCAUACGCAAGACACGGGGAUGGAGAGAGUGCGGUUCUUACUUACAAGACGAUGCAAGAUGAAGGAAAGGUGAACCCCGAUGCAGCCACGUUCACAGCAGUUCUCUCUGCUUGUAACCACGCCGGUCUAGUCAAAGAGGGACUCGAGAUAUUUAACUCAAUAGUGGGAUUUCAUGGUGUGCUACCAAAUGUGGAUCAUUUCUCGUGCUUAGUUGACCUUCUUGGUCGAGCGGGUUACCUCGAUGAAGCGGAAAGCUUGGUGAAGAUGAGCGAGAAGUGCAUCGGAGCUCGAGUAGAUGUGUGGUGGGCUUUGUUUAGUGCUUGUGCUGCUCAUGAAGAUUUGAAGCUGGGGAAGAUGGUUGCGAGGUUGCUAAUGGAGCGAGAGAAGAAUGAUCCUUCGGUUUAUGUUCAACUGGCGAACAUUUAUGCAGGGGCUGGUUUGUGGAAAGAAGCAGAAGAGACGAGAGAAGCCAUGAACAUGAUUGGAGCUAUGAAGCAACGAGGUUGCAGCUGGAUGUGA
This is a messenger RNA of Arabis nemorensis, 2196 nucleotides long. NCBI's taxonomy places the organism in Eukaryota, Viridiplantae, Streptophyta, Magnoliopsida, Brassicales, Brassicaceae. The record is from the annotation of a GenBank genome assembly.